Molecule: messenger RNA, 2223 nt
Organism: Wallemia ichthyophaga EXF-994
Lineage: Eukaryota; Fungi; Basidiomycota; Wallemiomycetes; Wallemiales; Wallemiaceae
Product: Exocyst complex component sec6
Exons: 4
Coding region: 1-2223 (740 amino acids)
Biological process (GO): exocyst localization; exocytosis
Cellular component (GO): exocyst
Molecular function (GO): SNARE binding
Source: RefSeq, a predicted model, not a curated record
AUGGUCACCGUCACUAACAACACAUCAUCAAUAGUCGCAGAUGCUUUCAAGUCUCCGGAUGACCUCGCAAAGCUCUCUACUUUCAAAAACAAGUUACUCAAAGAACGCGCUGUAAUUGAAACUAAAUUGAAAUCCGGCGUUGCUGAGCAGCUUGAUAUUACUAGAGACGCUAUCAGAAAGCUUUACCUCACUAGAUCUGAUGUUAAACGGGUUUCUCAGGGUAUGUCUAGUGUUGGUGACAGUAGCAGUGGUAUUACACCCACAAUCUCUUUCUCUAAAAUAUCUCAAGUUGCAAUGAUACAUCGUAACUUUGGUCAAGUCGAGGAGACUGUACACAACUUGAAAGAAAUGUACACUAAGAUUCAAUUCUUAGAAUCUUGGUUGGAUUCUGAUAGUGAAGAUCCUCAAGGUCCACAUGACAACCUUAUUCCAAUUCACAGCGAAUUAUCUCAACUAGAGAAUUUUAAAUUUCAAGCUUUAUACCAAGCCAAUGAGCUCGAUAUCCACACGAGAGACACUCUCAACAAACACUUUGACACGCUCAACACCCUCAUUCAACAGUUCGAGCUCCAUUUAGAGGAUCUCUCCAAGCAUAUUCUCGAUAUCGUCAGAUAUGGCGACUCUUCCGUCGUGGAGAGGUUGGUUCUGAUUGUCGAGCAUGAGCAAGGGGAGGAUGACAAAGUGAUGGAAUUCAAAAAGCUCAUCGAGGCGAACGACGAGUCAAAGCACGACCGGUACAAGCAGAUGCAAGCGAACUCGCGCGUGAUAAAAAAGACAAAGCAGAAGUUAUUUGACGAUAUAAGAGGUGGAGUGAGUGAGUUAUUCGAUGCAGCCGAAGAGCAAGGUCAAAUAGAGCAAGAUGCCGGGGGGUAUCUCUCGACGCUCGAGUGGAUAUACGAGGACUAUGAGGACAUAGCUAGCAAAGUGCAAGUGCUAUUCCCCAGCGAGUACAACAUCCACUAUAUCUACACACGCGCCUACCACGAGCGACUCGAUGCGUCGUUACAACGCAUAGUGGCGAGCGAGCCUGAGGCAAGGGUUUUACUUGCGCUACACGAUUUCGUGCGCCGCUACGCCACCGAGAUGAAGAGACUGAAUAUACCACCAGAGUGGACCACCGACCCUCCCCUUCUUGACGGGCGGGAGCAGGAGCUGAUAGAAGAUUAUGUUGCACUGCUCACGCGCAAGCUUGACGAGUGGUCGCGCAACCUGAUGUCAGACGAGAAGAAGGAGUUCAGCCAUCGCGCUCACCCGCCUGAGGUAGAUGGCGACGGGCUGUGGGGGAUGCAGGGAGCCGUCAUCCUCUUCCAGAUGAUCAACUCGCAAACAGAACUAGCCGCAGGUAGUGGACAGGGCGGUGUGCUGGCGCGCGUAGUCGGCGAGUGCUCCCGCGUCAUUCGCUCCGUUCAGACCGACUGGACAAGCUUGAUAGCGGCGGAGACGGCGCAAAUGGCCAAGAAACCCGAGUCAGUCGCUAAUGGACUGGGUGAAUAUCUUAUUGCACUAGCUAAUGACCAAAUCAAGUCGGCCGAUUUUACGGAAACUCUCCUCACUCGCACCGAAGCCCUCGUGAGCGAUAAGUAUAAAGACGUCAUACAGCGUCACCUCAACGAUGCUAUGGAUGGCAGUCUCGAUGUUGCGCGCAGGUGUAUCGAGGUCAUUGUCGAUAUCAUCUUCGCAGAUCUCAAACCAGCUGUGAAGGGUCUCUUUGGGAAUGCCUGGUUUGAGGAGUCGCUCGUCGUACAGAUUCUCGAAACUAUGCGCGACUAUCUCGAAGACUGGUCCGAUUUCAUUAACGUUUCACUAAGGGAGCUCCUCGUUGAGUGUCUGCUCCAUGAGUUCCUCGUCACUUACCUCAAGGCACUCAAGAACUGCUCACGCAUCCGGGUAGGGCCUUUCGUACAGCAGAUCAAGGCUGAUAUGGCGGAAGUGCACACUUUCUUCAAAUCCCAUCGCAAGGCGGGUGAUAUACAGGAUGAUUUGGAGAUCAUAGAUAGAGUUGUUUCCCUGCUGACGUCUUCUGAGUCUAUGGUAUAUCUCGACUAUUUCCCCUUCGCUAAACGUCACGGCCCUUGUCUCGCUUUCGUCUCGAGCCUCAUCAGGGCGCGCGACGACUUGGAGAAACGCGAAGUGAGGGAUAUGGUCGAUACUAUACACAGGAAAGCGGAAGAAGAGAAAUUCCCUGAACCUGAUCCACCAACUAUUAUGAGCCGCAUAAAUUGA